AAAAAAAACCCCAAAUUCCCCCAUCACUCCCUAUUCCUUUUAGUUCUCUGCUUCUCUACUGAAAUUUGAAGAAGCCGUUUCUCUGCUCUGCUGCCGUUCUUUCCUUGAUUGCCGGCUGGUUUCUAUCAAUACUAUCUCUGUUUUCCUUCAAGAAGGGACUUCCAUCAUCGUAAAUUUUAGAGUACUUUGUGAUUCUCGAUGACGCCUGAGACGCCAGAGACAGCAGCGAAGGCAAAAGAUGCACCUAAAUUGGUGAAACUGGAUAGAGCCCGAAAAUUAGCUGAAUCAUGGGUUAACAAUAUGAGUGGAUCACCAGAUGAGGAAUCAAUUGAAGAGAAGGAACCGGAGCCUCGCCCUGCAAGGUUGGGCUUAGGGGCAAGAGCUGCACCACAAACUAGACUUGGACCUUCCAGUGAUCCAGCUGGUAAGAGUUUGCACAACAAGUUGGAAGCUAGUAAAAAGAGAGCUGCAGCUAAGUCAUUAGAAGAAGAAUCAAAGGCUAACAACGGACAAGCUAGUGAUGAUGAUGAUGAUGACGAAGAACCAGAGAGCAGAACCAAUGCUUUUACCAAAAAGAUAGUGGUACCUGCUGUUCCCCCGAGUUCGCAGGGCAAGAAGAAACGAAAGAGAUAAGAUCUAAAAUUUUGCGAGUGAAAAUGUGAAGCAUUUAACAUGUCUUGUCUGGAGACGAAAACAUGCUAUUGAAAAUUCUUAGUUAAGCCACUAAUAUUUUCUCUUGUAAUCUGAAAAAUCAAUGCAAUGUGUUCGGUUUUUGAUGAUUUUUGUAUAGAACAAAAACUGAAUGAGAUCUUUCUGAAACCUAAUAUGGUUCAGAGGUGCAGAUACCAA
Messenger RNA from Papaver somniferum (opium poppy), 849 nucleotides. RefSeq lists its product as uncharacterized. The record is from RefSeq and is a predicted model, not a curated record. NCBI's taxonomy places the organism in Eukaryota, Viridiplantae, Streptophyta, Magnoliopsida, Ranunculales, Papaveraceae. Bases 199 to 633 code for a protein of 144 amino acids. The transcript is spliced from 4 exons.